Sinocyclocheilus rhinocerous is the source of this 402-nucleotide messenger RNA. RefSeq names its product peptidyl-prolyl cis-trans isomerase FKBP3-like. NCBI's taxonomy places the organism in Eukaryota, Metazoa, Chordata, Actinopteri, Cypriniformes, Cyprinidae. The transcript has 4 exons. Gene Ontology annotation, molecular function: peptidyl-prolyl cis-trans isomerase activity. The record is from RefSeq and is a predicted model, not a curated record. The annotation marks the transcript as partial.
CUAGCUGAGCACAAGCUUCUUGGAAACAUCAAGAAUGUGUCAAAGACAGCGAAGAGAGAGCAGCUGUUUGAGAGCAAGAGGUUUAAGGGCUCAGACGUGGACAGCGGGACUGAACAGGUGCAAGCUGCUAAAAUCAGCGACGCUCCGAAAGAAACCAAGACGGAGCCAGCGGACGAGGGGCCUCCGAAGUUCACAAAGAGCAUCCUGAAGAAAGGAGACAAGACCAACUUCCCCCGGAAAGGAGACACUGUGAGCUGCUGGUACACAGGAAAACUGGAGGACGGGAGUGUGUUCGACAGCAACAUCCCCGCGACUGCAAAAAAGAAGAAACAGUCCAAACCGCUGAGCUUCAAGGUGGGGAUGGGCAAAGUGAUCAGAGGGGUGAGCCAAGCAUUCAUUUAG